Messenger RNA from Larimichthys crocea (large yellow croaker), 6972 nucleotides. It is a transcript of the gene smarca4b, whose product is annotated as SWI/SNF related BAF chromatin remodeling complex subunit ATPase 4b. Lineage: Eukaryota; Metazoa; Chordata; Actinopteri; Sciaenidae. Gene Ontology annotation, cellular component: nucleus. The record is from RefSeq and is a predicted model, not a curated record. Gene Ontology annotation, biological process: regulation of DNA-templated transcription. The transcript has 34 exons. Gene Ontology annotation, molecular function: ATP binding; histone binding. Bases 168 to 5243 code for a protein of 1691 amino acids.
GAGCGGCGGAGGGGGCGCUCGAGCCACGUCGGUGAGACAAAUCAACGCUUGAAGCAGAUUACGAAGCGGGUGAGUGACUAAUUACGACGACUGCUGCGUUUUCUUCCGACCGCACAGACAUUAGAGCGCGGAGCGCAGAGAUCCACGCACGACUGCGUGUCCUGCUGAUGCGGGUAGGUCCCUGCUGCUCAUCCGGGAGCAGGAGAUCCAGGGCCAUGUCGACCCCAGAUCCCCCCAUGGGAGGAACCCCACGCCCGGGUCCUUCCCCUGGUCCAGGUCCCUCCCCUGGUGCAAUGCUGGGCCCCAGCCCCGGGCCCUCUCCGGGCUCCUCUCACAGUAUGAUGGGCCCCAGCCCCGGCCCUCCUUCCUCUGGACACCCCCAGCCGGGCCCCUCCGGAUACGGGCAGGACAACAUGCACCCUCUGCACAAACCUCUGGAGAGCAUGCACGAGAAGACCAUGAGCGAGGAGAGUCGCUUCAGUCAGAUGAAGAGUCUGUCCAUGAGGCAGGGCGGGCACAGCGGGAUGGGCCCCCCGCCGAGCCCGCUGGACCAACACUCGCAAGGUUAUCACUCUCCAUUGGGUGGAUCUGACCACUCCAGCCCCGUCCCUUCAAACGGUCCUCCCUCAGGACCUCUUAUGCCAUCAUCCUCUUCUUCCUCCUCCUCUGGUGGACCCGGUUCUGCCUCGACACCUUUAGAUGGCCCCAGUGGAGAUCAACACUCUCUAGGUCCCAGUAACCGGCCUGGGCCUCCAGGUAGCUCCGGCCCAGGCCCCAGCCCUGGACCCAGUCUUUCCUCCAGUGUCCCCAGCCUUGGAUCUGGGCUUGAAUCUGUAGGGCCUACAGGCCCUGGAGGUCCAGGCGGCCCUGGUGGCCCUACACCCUUCAACCAGAACCAGCUACACCAACUCAGAGCCCAGAUCAUGGCUUAUAAGAUGCUGGCCCGGGGACAGCCCCUCCCAGACCACCUCCAGAUGGCUGUCCAAGGGAAGAGGCCGAUGCCUGGGAUGCAGCAGCAGCAGCCCAUGCCCAGCCUGGCUCCUGGAGCUGGAGGAGGACCAGGGGGUGGACCAGUAGGACCAGGACCAGGACCUGGGCCAAUGGGCUCAGGUUACAGUCGAGCUCAUGGAAUGAUGGGUCCCAACAUGCCUCCUCCAGGCCCAUCAGGUACUCCAGCUGGGAUGCAGGGACAAAACCCAAACGGACCUCCCAAGUCCUGGCCUGAAGGCCCCAUGGUGAAUGCAGCCGCCCCCUCCAACGCGCCCCAAAAGCUGAUUCCCCCUCAGCCCACCGGCCGGCCCUCUCCCGCCCCUCCGUCAGUUCCUCCUGCUGCCUCUCCGGUGAUGCCUCCACAGACCCAAUCCCCCGGCCAGCCGGCGCAGCCGACUCCCAUGAUGCCUUACCACGCCAAGCAGAACCGCAUCACCCCCAUUCAGAAACCGUGCGGCCUCGAUCCUGUCGAGAUUCUGCAGGAGAGAGAGUUCAGGUUACAGGCUCGGAUCACUCAUCGUAUCACUGAACUGGAGAACCUGCCGGGCUCCCUGGCUGGUGAUUUACGUACCAAAGCUACCAUAGAGCUCAAAGCCCUCCGACUGUUGAACUUCCAGAGACAGCUGCGUCAGGAGGUGGUGGUGUGUAUGCGUCGUGACACGGCUCUGGAGACCGCCCUUGACGCCAAGGCCUACAAGCGAAGCAAGCGCCAGUCCCUGCGAGAGGCCCGCAUCACGGAGAAGCUGGAGAAACAGCAGAAGAUUGAGCAAGAGCGCAAACGCAGGCAGAAGCAUCAGGAGUACCUCAACAGCAUCCUGCAGCACGCCAAAGACUUCAAGGAGUACCACCGCUCCAUCACGGGCAAAAUGCAGAAACUGACCAAAGCCGUGGCGACCUACCACGCCAACACUGAGCGCGAGCAGAAGAAAGAGAACGAGCGCAUUGAGAAAGAGAGGAUGAGGAGGCUCAUGGCCGAGGAUGAGGAGGGCUAUCGGAAACUGAUUGACCAGAAGAAGGACAAGCGCCUGGCGUACCUGCUGCAGCAGACCGACGAGUACGUCGCCAACCUCACCGAGCUGGUCCGAGCGCACAAAGCUGCUCAGGCUCUCAAGGAGAAGAAGAAGAAGAAGAAGAGAAAGAAGAAGAUGGAGAUCGCUGAAGGUCAGACUCCUGCCAUGGGUCCUGAUGGAGAGCCUCUGGAUGAGACGAGUCAGAUGAGCGACCUGCCCGUGAAGGUCAUCCACGUGGACAGCGGGAACAUCCUGACGGGAGUGGACGCUCCCAAAGCCGGACAGCUGGACACCUGGCUGGAGAUGAACCCGGGUUAUGAGGUGGCUCCCCGCUCCGACAGUGAAGACAGCGAGGAGGAGGAAGAGGAGGAGGAGGAAGAGGAGGAGCCUCAGCCGUCCUCGACCCCGGUGGAGGAAAAGAAGAAGAUUACAGACCCGGACAGCGAAGACGUGUCGGAGGUGGACGUCCGUCACAUCAUCGAAAACGCUAAACAGGACGUGGACGAUGAGUACAGCGGCGCGGCGUUUGCCCGAGGCCUCCAGUCGUAUUAUUCUGUGGCUCACGCCGUCACGGAGAAGGUGGAGAAACAGUCCACUUUGUUAAUAAACGGACAGCUGAAACAGUAUCAGAUUAAAGGUCUGGAGUGGCUGGUUUCCCUAUACAACAAUAACCUGAACGGGAUCUUGGCGGAUGAGAUGGGUUUGGGAAAAACCAUCCAGACCAUCGCCCUCAUCACGUACCUCAUGGAGCACAAACGGCUCAACGGACCCUACCUCAUCAUCGUACCCCUCUCGACUCUUUCUAACUGGGUGUAUGAGUUCGACAAGUGGGCACCGACCGUCGUCAAAGUUUCCUACAAGGGCUCUCCUGCUGCCAGACGAGCGUUCGUCCCUCAGCUGCGCAGCGGAAAGUUUAACGUGUUGCUCACCACGUACGAGUACAUCAUCAAGGACAAACAAGUGCUGGCCAAGAUUCGUUGGAAGUACAUGAUCGUGGACGAAGGCCACCGCAUGAAGAACCACCACUGUAAGCUGACCCAGGUCCUGAACACGCACUACCUGGCCCCGCGGCGAGUGCUGCUGACAGGAACGCCGCUGCAAAACAAACUUCCCGAGCUCUGGGCGUUGCUCAACUUCCUCCUGCCGACCAUCUUCAAGAGCUGCAGCACCUUCGAGCAGUGGUUCAACGCCCCGUUCGCCAUGACUGGAGAGAAGGUGGACCUCAACGAAGAGGAGACCAUCUUGAUCAUCCGCCGCCUCCACAAAGUGCUACGCCCCUUCCUGUUACGCAGGUUAAAGAAGGAAGUGGAGGCGCAGCUUCCAGAGAAGGUGGAGUACGUGAUCAAGUGUGACAUGUCGUCUCUUCAGAGAGUUUUGUACAGGCACAUGCAGGCCAAGGGCGUCCUGCUGACUGACGGGUCCGAGAAGGACAAGAAGGGCAAAGGAGGCACGAAGACGCUGAUGAACACCAUCAUGCAGCUGAGGAAGAUCUGCAACCACCCGUACAUGUUCCAGCAAAUCGAGGAAUCCUUCUCUGAGCAUUUAGGAUUCUCUGGUGGGAUAGUCCAGGGUCCUGACCUGUAUCGGGCGUCAGGGAAGUUCGAGGUGUUGGAUCGAAUCCUCCCGAAGCUGAGAGUCACGAACCACAAAGUGCUGCUGUUCUGUCAGAUGACCUCGCUCAUGACCAUCAUGGAGGACUACUUCGCCUAUCGCAGCUUCAAGUACCUGCGUCUGGACGGCACCACCAAGGCGGAGGAUCGAGGGAUGCUGCUGAAGACGUUCAAUGACCCGGGGUCAGAAUACUUCAUCUUCCUCCUGAGCACGAGAGCCGGAGGCCUCGGCCUCAACCUUCAGUCCGCCGACACGGUGGUGAUUUUUGACUCUGACUGGAACCCGCAUCAGGACCUGCAAGCUCAGGACCGGGCGCACCGCAUCGGUCAGCAGAACGAGGUGCGUGUGUUGCGUCUCUGCACUGUCAAUAGUGUGGAGGAAAAAAUCUUGGCCGCUGCCAAGUACAAACUGAACGUGGACCAGAAGGUCAUCCAGGCCGGCAUGUUCGACCAGAAGUCUUCGAGCCACGAGCGCAGGGCCUUCCUGCAGGCCAUUCUGGAGCACGAGGAGCAAGACGAGGUCUGGGGUCAGGAAGUGUGUCUACGCAUUAAUGAGGAGGACGAGGUGCCGGACGACGAGACAGUCAACCAGAUGAUCGCCCGGAGCGAGGAGGAGUUUGACCAGUUCAUGCGUAUGGACCUAGACCGGCGUCGCGAGGACGCCCGUAACCCGCGACGAAAGCCUCGUCUGAUGGAGGAGGACGAGCUUCCCACCUGGAUCAUGAAGGACGACGCUGAGGUGGAACGUCUGACCUGCGAGGAGGAGGAGGAGAAAAUGUUUGGACGAGGCUCUCGGCAGCGAAAGGAGGUGGACUACAGCGACUCACUGACCGAGAAGCAGUGGCUCAAGGCGAUAGAGGAGGGCACGCUGGAGGAGGUGGAAGAGGAGGUACGUCACAAAAAGACGACCCGCAAGAGGAAGCGGGACCGGGACCUGGAUCUACCCGGUCCCUCCUCUUCUUUAGGAGGACGAGGGCGAGGAGACAAAGAUGAAGACGGGAAGAGGCAGAGAAAGAGGGGACGACCGCCGGCUGAGAAACUCUCCCCGAACCCGCCCGCCCUCACGAAGAAGAUGAAGAAGAUCGUGGACGCCGUCAUCAAAUAUAAAGACAGUGCCAGCGGGCGUCAGCUGAGCGAGGUGUUCAUCCAGCUGCCGUCUCGGAAAGAGCUGCCAGAGUACUACGAGCUGAUCCGCAAGCCGGUGGACUUCAGGAAGAUCAAGGAGAGGAUUCGAGGUCAUCGCUAUCGCAGCCUGGGUGACCUGGAGAGAGACGUCAUGCUGCUCUUCCAAAACGCUCAGACCUUCAACCUGGAGGGAUCGCUGAUAUACGAAGACUCCAUCGUCCUCCAGUCUGUGUUCACCAGUCUGAGGCAAAAGAUCGAGAAGGAGGAAGAAAGUGAUGGAGAGGAGAGCGAGGAAGAGGAAGAGGAUCCGGAGGAAGGAUCAGAGUCUGAAACUCGCUCAGUGAAGGUGAAGAUCCGUCUGGGGAGGAAGGACAAAGGCGGAGAUCGAGGAAAAGGACGCAGCAGACGAACGGGACGCACCCGAGCCAAACCCGUCGUUAGCGACGACGACUCUGAGGACGAGCAGGAAGAGGAGCGCUCGCCGAGUGCCACUGAUGAGGAGUCCUGAACUGCACCGCGGGACAGGCGGACUAAAGCACAUAGAGCAUAGAGAGUGAACACAACUCCAUCCACCCUCAGUCAAAUGUCACAGGGCAGAAAUAGAUCGGAGGUUUGUGAUACUGUCGAUAUGGAAGCAGAUUAAUGUUUGACUAGUCAUAAAGACGUCACAUGGAAACACAGGCGUAAAAUACACAAAUUAAUUGGACCAUGAACGUCGCACACAGAGCGAUCGAAUGAGCGUUUUAAACACACAACAACCACAAACACACACUGUGCAGUCGAGUCUUAAUUUAAUUUAAUGCCUAUUUCAUUAAUUAUAUAAAUAAUUUUAAACAAACAGACAAUUUUAACCAGCUCAACUUUAAGUCCCCCUAUUUACCAUUUCUAAACAUGAAAUAAACGUUUAAUAAAUGUUUGAUAACGUGCUAAAAGGACAUUUUAAUGUACAGGCUGAGUGACCACAGGAGGACCAACCUGCUAAUAACUCUGUAAUAAACCGUGUGUCAACAAUAAAACGUUUAUUUACGGCUAUUAAAGGUCCAGUGUGUCAGAUUUAUGGAGCGCUGUAUGGAUUAACAUUGCAGAAAUGUAAUAUAAUAUUCAUAAUUCUGUGUUUAAACAGCUGGAAAUUAGACUUUUAUAUCUGCAGACUGCAGGUCCUCUUGCAACAGAGUCAGCCGUGUUUCUACAGUAGCCCCGUACGGACAAGUUAAAUACUUUUUUUCGCAUGUUUUUGUGGCCACCGUACUUUCACCUUCAUGUUAGGAAGGAGAGGAUGAGGCGAGGGGGUGUUGCAAUCAGCAACUACGCCACUAGAUGCCGCUAAAUCUGCACACUGGACCUUUAAAUGCUAAAUAGGAAUCGCAGUCAGAAACAAGUCCUCGGCUGACCUGAGGGCUCAGAACAGGCCGGAUCCAGUAAAGUGAAGUCAACAACACUGAGUGUAAACAGAAAGUGUUUUCCAGACGGAGCCGUGAAGCUCCCACCUUCACCUUCACCUUCCCUCUGGACGUGACGCGUAAACAAACCUGCUGCUGCUUCACUGUGACCACGUGUCGUAAGAACAUUCAGCCUCUUUGGAGCCACUGUGAUUACCAAGGUGUGUGUAUGUGUGUGUGUGUGUGUGGACAUCACCGCGUGUCCGCGGGUGUUUCCAGACUUCUCCGAAGCUCUUGAGUAAUCCACCACAGUUAUUUGACUGAGGUUUAAUGGAGUUGAGUCCAUGUUGUGUGUGUAUAUGGUAAUAAUAUGGAGGAUGAAAAACAACCUACUCCAACUUGCUGCUGCGUUACACUUCCAAUAUAAGCACUUAUAACUGCUGAUUGUACACUUAUGGACGAGUACUGUAAUUUGAAUUGCUUCUCCUUCAGUUGUGUGGUGAUUUUAGGAUUUCAUAUCAUGUUCGAUGUACUUUGCACUUUUUAUGUUUCUUUUAAGACAAAGGACCAGAGGGACGGCAGCUCCUCUCUGCUUGUGAAUGCCUCACGGCUGCACGGUGUUGGAUAUAAACUGUAUAGAGUAUUUUCUAGAGUAUAAUGUGAAUGCACGUGUGUACAGCUCGCAAGUUUCAGUACUGUACUUUCUUUUUUUUCGUUAUGGUAGGUAUCUAGAGUGAAGAACAUCCAACCAAAGCAUUGACAUUUUCUCCACUAACUUAUUGGGAUCUGUCUGUGGUGUCGCUGUUGUGUCAUUGUCGCUGGAACUCAAAACGUAACAAUAAAUCACAGCUGAAGUGA